AUGGACGUGCCCAGCGAAACCAACGACCAGAACAACAUGGAUGACGCUGCUGCCAACGCUGUAGAGGCAGGUGAUAGGGAAAAUCUCGAGGGGGCGAUUGGCUCAUCGGCAGAAAACAACCAGGUGCGAGAGGAUGGGCAAGAGGAAGAGAACGAAGAAGAAGAAGGCGAAGAAGAUGCGGCCGACGAGGUAAAAGAGGAGGACGAGGAAAGCGAACAAAGUGAAGAAGAGGAGGAGGAGGAAGAGGAAGGUGGGGCAAGCGAUGAGGAAAACGAUUAUGAAGCGCAGCGGCAGCGCAACAUCGAACGCAAUCAGGCCAUGCUGCGCCAGCUGGGUCUCCUCGUCGACCCCUCGGCCAUGGCCGUACCCUUCGGCACCUCUCCCUCCACCUCGACUGCAACCACCGCCUCCUCCACAUCUUCAUCUUCAUCAGCCCUGCUGCCCUUGUCCGACGCCGCCCCCGUGGCCGCCGGGUUCUCCCUGCAGACCCCCAAGCGCAAGUACAAGCCCCGCCAAAAGCGGAACGUCGACACCCCCACCCGCACCUCGUCUCGCCUCCAGACCAAGUCGAGGCGGUCGUAUGCCGAGAACUCGUUCUUCAAGACCCUCCCACCAGAAGAACAGGCUCAGAUACUGGCUGCGGAGAAGAAGGCGAGGAAGAAGGCGCGACGGGAGCGGGAGAAGGAGGACGCGGAGGAAGCCGAGGGCGAGGAGACCGAGGAGCAGAGGAACGCGCGCAACUCCAACAAGUGGAUCGGGUCCCGCCUCUACGACUCCGACCGUGGCAUCACCUGCCACCAGUGCAGGUGUACGGUGGACGAGAAGACGACGUGCGCCAAUGAGUUUCGGAUUCACACGCCGGCGCGCCAUCACUACUGUCGGCGGUGCCUGUGGAAUCGCUACGGCGAGGCCCUCGACGAGGUGCGCAAGGACCCCGUCUGGCUCUGCCCUUCGUGCCGGGGCGUAUGCAACUGCUCCUUCUGCCGGAAGAAGCGCGGGCAGGCGCCUACGGGAGUGUUGGACACGGCCAUUCUCCAGAAGUACUCGUCGGUGGCCGAGUACCUGCAAAAGGAUCGCCAGGAGAAGCCUGCGGUCUCGGAGGAGGAGCUGAAGAAGAUGAAGGAGAACAUCGAAAAGGAGAUCAAGGAGGGCAUCCGACCUUCGGCGCCCAUCACCACUUCCGCCUCCGCGCAGGCGGAGGAAAUCAGUGCAGAUCUGAAGGGUGACCUGUACUACGUGGAGGCCAUUGUUGAGCACCGGUCGACACCGAGGGGACUCGAGUAUCUCAUCAAGUGGCUGGGCUAUGGCUACGAACUCAACACGUGGGAGCCCGCCGCCCACCUCAACUGCCCUCACCUCAUCAAGGAGUACCACAUCCGCAACAAGCUGCCGCUUCAUGCCAAGCGUGGGCGGAAGAAGAAGAUCGUGGACGAUCCCCCCGCCAACGCGGACAAGGAGGAGAAGGAGAAAGGGAAGGAAGAGGACGAAGGUGAGGAGGAAGAAGAGGAGGAGGAGAAGGUAGCGGAAUGGCAGACGCGCCGACCUGGCAGGCCCAAGGGCCGUGGGCGAGGGCGGCCCAGGCUGGUGGUGGGUACUGGCAGAGGACCCCGCCGCUCGGACGGCGCCGGCGAUGACGAGGACGGCAGCGGCGCGGCUGAUGCCACGACGACGACGACGACAGCCGAGCAGCGCGCGAAUGCCAAGAAGAAGCGGAAGGCCAAGGAGGUGCUGCCCACCCAGGCAACCAAGAAGACGAAGACGACCAAGACAUCGGCAAAGAACGAAGACGACGAGGAGAACGAAGACGAGAAGAAGACGAAGACGAAGGGGAAGAAGAAGGCGAAUACGAAGGUGGCGAAGGCUUCGAAAGCGAAGGGCGGCAAGGCGGCCGCGACCAAGAAGGGCCCCAAGGGCACCAAGAAGGAGGCAGAAGAGGCGAAACAGGAUGUUCGGAAGAGCCCGAGGCAAAAGCAGGAAGCCCAGCCCGAGGCCUCGAAGGCAGCAGUCGGCCGCAAGUCGCCGCGGCUGGCCAAGCGGGUUCGCGGAGGUCGAGCCGACGAGGAGGCAGAGCCGGUGAUGGCGAAGGCCGCCGCCAAGCCGACCGGCGGAAGGAAAAGAAAGAAGGCGGAGAGCGACGGAGAGGAGAAGGAGGAGAAGGAAGAAGAGAAGGCGGGAAUGGAGGAGGACGAGCGACCGAAGACGCUCUACUGGGACGAGCCGGUGGAGAAGGGCAAGAGGCGGCGGAGCGCGCCCAUACUCCUGUCGGACAACUUCAUCAUCCUGGGCAACGGCGAGGUGCGCGGAGAAGCGCAGCGGGCGAACGCCAGGAAGUCAACAUCAACGACAUCGACAACAGGAAAGUCCAAUGCGAAGGCUGCAACAGAGAAAGAGAAGAAGAAGGAGAAAGGCAAGGAGAAGAAGAAGACGCGGAAGGCGAGUACCACGAAGGAGAAGAAGGGCGAAGCCACCAAACAGAAGAAGACGAAGAAGAACGAAACGAAGAAGCAGGGCAAGGCAAAAGAAGAGAAGAAGAGGAAAGCAAAAAGCGAUGAGGGCGAGAAGGUGCGGCCCGAAGGCGAGGAGAAGGACAAGGACGAAGAGGAGCCGGAGCGACCGCUGUACUGGGACACGGCGGUGCCGCGCAAGAGGCAGCGCAACCCCAACAUGGCCUACUUCACCGACUUCCUGCUACACAGCGGCCCGCCUAGCGCUAAGAAGAAGCGCAAGUCUUCGCCACCCUCUCCAGCCAAGUGA
Molecule: messenger RNA, 2754 nt
Organism: Acanthamoeba castellanii str. Neff
Lineage: Eukaryota; Discosea; Longamoebia; Acanthamoebidae
Product: 'chromo' (CHRromatin Organization MOdifier) domain containing protein
Exons: 8
Coding region: 1-2754 (917 amino acids)
Biological process (GO): regulation of DNA-templated transcription
Cellular component (GO): nucleus
Source: RefSeq, a predicted model, not a curated record